This is a messenger RNA of Funneliformis geosporum, 701 nucleotides long. Lineage: Eukaryota; Fungi; Glomeromycota; Glomeromycetes; Glomerales; Glomeraceae. The record is from the annotation of a GenBank genome assembly.
AUGGAGGAAAUUCAAGACCUUGAUAUCGAAGAGAUUUUAAAAGCGUUUCCGAAGCUAAAGGAUAAAGAAAAGGCCAAUAUAAAAUGGUUAUUGCUAUCCUUUAACCCAGUACCGUUGGAGUUUUAUAGAUACUUAAAUCGCAAAACGAAACAUACUUCUGUCACUUUAUAUGUCUGUGCGAUUUCAGCGAUUUUAACAUUAUCAGAAGGCAUUUCCGAAGAUAGAAUGUUAUUGUUUCAGAACAUUCAGAAAAGAUGGAGCUUCAAAAAUGAUUGGAAUACGUAUAUCGCGGAGAGAUCAGCGCUUAUGGCUAUCAAAUCAAGUUACAGGGUUCAAAAAGAUUACAACAAUGAAGUUUCCUCGCAGUAUCCAAAAAAACGAAAGCGCGAUGAUCCAUCGACGCCCAAUAAACCAGUUAUUCGUUUGGACAUAAAACAAAAAUAUCCUCAGGUUGCAUUCUUAAAAAAGGUCAAAUUUGCUCCAGAAGAACCCGAAGAUGAAAACCCAUUCAGAUCAAAAAAUUCAGCGGAACGAGAUAAUCAAAAUGUUGUGGAUCCAGUCAAUUGGCGUGAAUGGUUGGAGAAUGUUCUAGAGUUUUCGAUAGAUGAAAUCAGAAUAAAAAUCUUGAACCCAUAUACUGCGAAAAAUAAAUUUGACGACACGAUGAUACGAUACACUGGAAAAGAGCAUGGCAGACAUUU